GCUAGCAGCAGCUUUAGCCACAGUUAGGAAAGAUAUACACGGCCGCCUGUCAGCGCUGUAACGUUAGAGGUUCACUCUCUGUAUUUUAUAAAACGGUGUUUACGUGUUAGAUAACCGUUAUCAGUCAUUGUCAAUUUACCAUUCUCCAACUGUAUUCAAAGGAACCAGCUUCCGAUCAUGAGUAAACCAGCUAGCAGCAGCUUUAGCCACAGUUAGGAAACAUAUACACCGCCGCCUGUCAGUGAUGUAACGUUUAGAGGUUCAUUUUCUGUAUUAAUGGAAAAUAAAGGGCAGCUUCCAACAACGUUGUUUAGAAUAGUAUUUUAAAUAUUGACUUAAAAGAUUUACAUGCAUCAUUCACAUAUUCUGAUGUGAUUCAUAAUUUCUCUUUUUGUUUUGUUGUAUUUUUCCAUCUUUCUCAGCAACGACCCAUCUAUCAAACAAGCAUGGCACAAUCAUCAAACCGUUGCUAUUGUAGUGUGCCAUGCUGUUCAAAUAACAAACAAAAACAACCCUAUUUGAGCUUCCAUGACUUUCCUGUGGAUGUGGAAAAACGUGCCCGCUGGGUAAGAGCAAUCAGGAGAGAUGAAGGAAAAAUAUUUCAAAUCCUCAGAGGGAGCACCUUUGUCUGCAGCCAGCACUUUACCCCAGAGGAUAUAAGUACAACAGCCAGUGGAAGAAAACGGAUUAGUCAAGGAGCUGUGCCUUCUAGAUUUCACUGGAAUGAUUGGGGGAGAAGUUCACAAGCUCAUGAGUCUGUUUACAGGCGAACCAAAAAGUCUCUCAGUGCUGCUGUUCAGGAUGACUCACAUAAGAUUGCUGACCCUGAGGACUCCUCAAAGGAAAAAUUGCCUGCAGGUCCAAUGGCAAAAGACCAUGACUAUGCCUGUCAUUCUUUUCCGGGUGAACUACACGGUGCCAUACAGAGAAUUAAAGAGUUGGAGUUCCAAGUGUUAUCACUUGAAAUGGAAAUCCAGGAGCUAACUCUUCAAAAGAAGCAGCCAGUGAUUUUCAGGUUUUGUUUGACAGAUGAAGAUUUCCGUUAUUACACCAAAUUCACCUCAAAAGAGGUCUUCAAUGUGUUUUGGGAGUCAGUUUACCCUUCUGCUUCAAGGCUAGUGUAUUGGUCCAAGGCACAGCGGACUGCAGAAGAAAUACCUAGUCCACAGCGAAAACUUCCACUCAUUGAUGAACUGUUUAUGUUUCUUUGCCGUGUUGCAGCUGGACUUCAGGAGAAGACUUUGUCGACCAUCUUUGAGGUCAGUUUGUCUACAGUUAGCCGCACCAUUUUAACAUGGACUAGUUACCUUUACCUGGUUCUUGGUUCGCUGUCAUUGUGGAUGACAAGAGAGCAAGUUCAGCGCACCAUGCCUGACAAAUUUAAACAGUACUGCCCUCACGUGCGUGCGAUUAUAGACUGCACUGAGAUCCGUUGUGAAACUGCAUCCUCACUCACACUACAGUCAGAAACCUUUUCAAACUACAAAAACCACACCACCUUUAAAGGUCUGAUUGGCAUUGCUCCUUGUGGGAUUAUAACAUUUGUAUCCAGACUGUACACAGGCUCCAUCUCCGACAUAGAAAUAACUCGAAAAUCACAGAUAUUAACGUUACUUCAGCCUGGAGAUGGGGUUAUGGCCGACAAGGGUUUCCAGAUAGAGAAGAUUCUGUCAGAGGUGGGAGCAACGCUUAUCAUUCCUCCACUUAAAAAAUCCACCCAACUCAGCAUGGAGGACACCCAGAAGACCCAGGCUAUUGCUCGGCUGAGGAUUUUAGUUGAAAGAGCCAUACGAAGGGUGAAAGAGUACCAUAUCUGGGAUGGUCUUGUUCCUCUUUCUAUGGUAGGCUCAGUCAAUCAGCUGUGGGUCAUCUGCUGUCUACUUUCAAACUAUCAGGGACCUCUGGAUCUAAAAGGCGACAAACCUGUGUAGAGCCUCUUCUCCUGCAAGUCACAGCCCUUGGAUGAGCAUUAAUGUAAACAGUUGUGUUAUAAACAAAAUCUCUCCAUAUAUAUGACCUGUAUUUGUUUUUAUUAUUGAAUAAAUGAAUAGAUGUGUACAGUUCUAUCAAAUCUAUUGUAAAUAGCUUAUCUUGAGGAAGCUACAUAUGUACAACCUUUACAUUUAAAUUGCACUUUCUUGUACAUUUUACACAUCUGUCAAUGAAGUAUUUGAAUGAGAGAAAAUGUUCAAAUUAACGUUUUUAUUGUGGAACAAAGAAGAUUUGUGGCCAUCAAUUGCAAACAUUAAUAGAAUAAUUAUAUUACAAAAUGAA
Xiphophorus hellerii (green swordtail) is the source of this 2274-nucleotide messenger RNA. RefSeq lists its product as uncharacterized. The coding region runs from base 447 to 1931 and encodes 494 amino acids. The record is from RefSeq and is a predicted model, not a curated record. The transcript is spliced from 3 exons. NCBI's taxonomy places the organism in Eukaryota, Metazoa, Chordata, Actinopteri, Cyprinodontiformes, Poeciliidae.